AUGAAUACUAUAUUUUAGGUUUAGAAUGCUUAACAACUAUCACUAUCAGGUUCUAAGCUUAAUAUUCUAUCAAAAAAUAUAUCAAAUUCAACAAUUCUAAUUUUUGAUUGUGAUUUCCUUUUGUUUAGGGAGUACCUGAUAAUAAGUUAGAAUAUAUAAACUGUAACAUGUGAUCCAAAUUUAUAAAUUCUACUCAUUUUUGAAGAAUAAGAACAAGAAUAGGUGACUAAACUUUAUUCAGCCACUUUAGAAUAAUCUUUUACUCCUUUUUAAAAUAUAAAGAUUCCAGCUAUUAAAUUAAGAAUGGUUGAUUGGUGUAACAGUAGAAUUUGUGCAUUAAUAUUUGAAAAAUACAUUAUCUUAUAUGAUAUUUUGUUAAAUAAAAUCUUAACAAAUAUAUAAGCAGAAUUUAAUUAAAUUAAUAGAUUUUUAAUUUCUAAAAAGUUAACAUAAAUAUUUUGUUAAUAUUAAGAAAAAGACAAUAAUUCAGUUUGUUUAAUAUUAGCAAUAGAGAAUUAGAUAGAGGUCUAGAAAUUUAAUAAUUGUGUUUCCUGUUAAAUAAUUUAAGAAUAAGAAGAUAAUCAUUUUUUGAUGGUUUAAUAUAAAACUAAUAGUUUAAUAAUAAUGUUAGCUAAGUUUGAUGAAGAAUUUAGAAUAGAAAAAGAAAUUAAGUAAAAUCUAUCUAAUCCACUUCAAGGUAUUAUUAAAGUUGGAUAUCAAAGGAAAAAACAAGCACUCAUUUUACUUGAUUAAAACUAAAACUUGUAUAUUUAUUCAAUUAAUUCCAAUUUUUAGAUCACAUAAAAAAUUCAAAAUAUUCCAAAUAUCAUAUAAUUUAAUAUUUCUCUUUUAAAUGAAAACUUAAUAAUAUUAGACAAUAAAAAUCAAUUAAUCUUAAAAGAGAUGCCAGCAUAUCAAUAAAUAAGAUAAUCAUAAUUAAAAUAAUCAUAAUUAAAAUAAUCAUAAUUAUCAUAACCAUAAACCUUAUCAUUAGCUUCUUAGGUUAAAAAGAGAGCUAUUUAAGGUAUUUUAACUGAUCCAAAUAUUUUGAAAUCAACUGAACAUUUAAUUCAAUAAUAUGAAUCAGAUUUUUAUAAUUUGAGCCCAAAAUUUAAAAAUAUAAUAAAUCUAAAUUUUUCAUAUCGGUUUUUACCUUUAGUAGAUUUUAGAAUUUUAAAUCUUAAUUAUCAAGAGAAUUCAAAAUUUAAGGAGUUAAUUCCAAAGAUGGAUACUUAUGCUGAAACUUAAAGUGUUAAGAAUCAUUUAAAAUAAUUAGAAGCUGCACUCAAAGGAGAUAAUCCAAUUUUAUGUGAAGGAAGUGCUGCUUGUGGCAAGACUUCAAUAAUUUAAUAUUUGGCUUAUAAAAAUUAAUAACCAUUAAUAAUAAUGAAUCUUAGUUCAUUUACUUAAAUUUCUGACUUUAUUGGUAAAGUUGAAAUUUUACCAGGGUUUAAAUUUGAAUUCUAACUAGGUCCUUUUGCUAAAGCUGUCUAAGAUGGUUUAUGGAUACUUUUGGAUGAAGCUAAUUUGGCAAGUGAUUCAAUACUUAGAGUAAUUGAAGAUGUUCUUGAAAUUGGAUAUAUUACUAUAUAUGGUAGUUCAAUUAAUUCUCAUGAAGAUUUAGUUGAUGGGACCUUAACAAUAAGAAAACAUUAAAAUUUUAAACUCUUUUUAACUUAAAAUCCUGCAACAGAUUCAUAAUUUGCAGCCUCUAGAAAUAUCUUUUCUCCAUCAUUAAUGAGUCAAUUUAUUUCUAUUAAAUUUGAACCUAUGAGUUUGAAUGAUUUAAAUUUCAUUAUUGAUUAAAUUAUAGAUUAGAAGUAAUAAGAAUUAAAUGAAUAAUUAGUACAAGAAAUAUCAACUUAAUAAUUAUCUUCUUUGAUAAUGAUAAUAUAUGAAGAAAUUAAAUAGAAAAAUAUGGAUGAUGGAUUAUUUACUUUAAGAGAUAUAGUAUAAAUGAUUGAUCUAUAUUUUCUAUCUGUUGAAUAAACAAAAGAGUAAAUCUUUGAAAUAUUACCUUUAAAUGAUUGUAUGAAACUAAUCUCAACUUAGUUCAUCUAUUUAUAAAAAUAUCGUGAUAUAAUUAAUUAUUAAAUUGAUAAUAAUCAACUUAUUGCUAAUACCAAUAUGUUAUUUGUUUAAACUAAAGAUUAUAGAGAGUCUUAUAUAUAAAAUUGGAAUAUAAAUUAACCACUUAAAUUUCUCUCCUUUCAUAAAUAUUUGUUUCCAAUGUUAACUUUGUGUUAUAAAACUAAAAGAGCAGCAUUAAUUGUGGGAUAAUAAUAUUGUGGAAAAUUAUCAAGUGUUCUUAUUUGGCUAAAAAUUUUAAAUAUUUAAUAAUAUGAGGUAUUAGAAUUAUCAUCUAGUACAACUACUGAAGAUUUAUUUGGAAAGUAUCAACCAACUUAGAAUGGUUUUGAUUUUAUUUUAGGACCUGUAACAAGAUGUUUCCAUUAAGGAAAAGUUUUAAUCCUCACAAAUUUUGAUGCUCCUGAUUGUGCUUUAACAGAAUCACUAAAUGGAAUUUUAGAAAAGAAAUUUAAUUAAUUAUUAGUCUAAAAUUAAAGAUAUUAAAGACAUUAAGAUUUUGCUAUUAUUGCUUUAUCAUCUGAUUUUCAGUAAUUAGAAAAAAAAAUUACACCAACUUUAAAAAGUAGAUUCUUAAGUUUAUACAUAGAUUUUAAAGUUAAUUUAGAUGAUAUUACUUUAUUGUUUUAAUAAAUAAGAUAAUCAUAAAUUAUACAUAAUAUUAAUUAAAUUAAUGAAAAACUUAUGACAUUGGGAUCUUUCAAGACUUCAUAAAAUUUAGGAGGAUAGAUUGAUUAAAUAUCACUUAAUAAGAUAAUUAGAUUUUUAAAACCAAUUUUAGAAAGUGAGAAAUAUAGUAAAUCUUAAUUUAAUUAAAAAUAAUCGUAAAUAAAUUUUGAAUGUUUAGAUUUCUUCAUAGCCUUAAGUUUACAAGAUAAUAAAUCACUUUUUAAUUAAAAUAUAGCAGUACCCAUUCAUUAUUAAGAAUUAUUAUUAAAUGAUGGUAAAUAAAAUAAUUUUGUCAUUACUGAAUCAAGAAAAAGAGUUGCAGAUAUUAUUGCAUUUGCUAUUAUUGCUAAAAUACCAUUAGUUUUAUAGGGAUCAGCAGGAGUUGGUAAAACAAAAAUUAUUUCUACAUUUUAAUAAACCUGUAAAUUAUUUGAAUCAACUAGUUUUCAUUAUAUUAAUAUGAAUUAAAAUACAGAUAUAAAUGAUUUAAUGGGAUAAUUUCAAUCUACAUGUGAAAAAGAUAAGAUAAAAUUUAUACUUAAAAAAGGUCCAUUAUUUUUAGGGAUGGAAUAAGGUGGUAUUGUUCUUAUAGAUGAAGCUAAUUUAUCAGAUGCAAGUAUACUCAACUUUUUAGCUAAUAUAGCAAAAUAUCCAUCAGAAUUUCAUGAUCCUGUUUCAAAUCAAAUUAUUAAGGUUCAUGAAAAAUUUAGAAUCUUUUUUGCUUAAAACCCUCCAUCAUAUAAUGGUAGAAAUUAGCUCCCAGAAACAUUAGCUUCUAAAACUAUAAUAGUUGAAGUUCCUAAUUAUACUUUCGAAGAAGUACUUAAAAUCUGUACAGAAUCAUAACCUAGUAUGUAAAAUUAAACUUAGACCUCUAUCUAAAAAGCUAUGGAAUAUUUUUUAACUAAAUUAAUACCAUAUCCUAAAAAUGGUGAUGAAAAACAAUUGUAUUACAAUGGUACUUAAUUUUCUUUAAGGUAGUUCAUUAAAUUUAGAAAUCGAUUAGAGAAAACAAGUUUCUCAACAAAUCAACCUAAUUGGGAAAAUAUCUUAUAAUUACAUUAGAUGAUACUUUUCCCUAAAGAUAUAUCUGAAGAAUAUUCUUUAGAAUGUGAUAUAAAUAAAAUUGGAUUAAACUUAUAUUUUACAAUUAAAAAUCAAUAGGCUUAAAUUGAAAUAUCUCUUAUAAUUAAUAAAAAUUAUUCAAAAUAUGUAAUUGCUCAUAAAAGUCUAAACCCUAUUUAAAGAUUAGUAUUAUGUAAAAUAGCAUUUUGUUAUUAUUUUAAAGAAAAUAUUUUAAUUGUUGGUGAAACUUCAUCAAAAACAUAUUUGACCAAACUAUUUACUUAAUUAGUGUAAUUUUAGAAUCCAUAACCAUUUGAAUUAAUCUAUAUUAAUUCUUAAACCGAAAUUACAGAUUUAAUCGGAAGCAUGGAGUCUCAUAAUCUAAUAUCUUAUUAACAAUAUUGUUUAAAUUUAAUUAAGAAACUCAAUUAUGGAAAAUAGAUUAAUUUUAAUCUAAAUGAAAAACCUAUUUAAAAUUAUUUAUAAGAAUUAAUAUAAAAAUACAAUUAACCAGAGUUCUUCAAUCAUAUUAUUCAAAAUAUUGGUAAUUAAUUUCACUUUGUUGAAAGAGGAUUGACUUUUAAUGCUAGAUUUGGUGGAGUUGUAUGUUUAAAAAAUAUAUCUUUGGCAGAAUAAUCUGUUAUAGAAGGAUUAAAUUCAUUAUUGGAAAUUGAAUCACAUUUUAUAGUAAAUGGAUAAGAAAUUAAACUACAUAAUGAAUUUUUUGUUAUAGCAAUAAUGAAUACUACAUUUGGAGGUUAAUUAAGUGAUGCAUUGUAAUCAAGAUUAACUAAAAUUCGAAUUCAAGUUCCAUAGAUUAUUAAUUAUACAUAAGAAUUAGAUAUUUCUUAUAAAAAAUAUAUUCUUAAUAAAUUUCCAUAAUAAACUUAAUUUAAUUAAAUCAUAUAGUAUAUACAGAACCUUCUUAUUUAAACAAAAGAGUUUAAAGAAUUUUUCUAUUAAAAUAUAUCUGAUCGUAAAAUCUAUUAAUGGAUGAGCUUUUUGAAUUUGGAUUUGGAUGAUGCUACAUAUUAAUAAAAAUUAGCAUUAGGAUUUUAAUUUGUUAUUUUGGAUAAAUUUAAGGUAAAUUUUGAAGAAGUUGUUAAAAAUCCUGAUCUUCAUGAACACUAUAAAGAAGCCUAAAAUAAAAUUUAACAAAAAUUAAAGGUAAAAUAGUUUUUCAAUUCUCCCAAAAUUAUAAUCAAUCCUACUACUAAUAAAAUCUUAUAAAGAAUAUAUUCAGCUAUUACUACAUAAUAUAUACCUUGCCUAGUUGGACCACCUGGAGUAGGAAAAUCUGCAAUUGCAUAAGAAUUUGCUAAGAUUAUGAAAUAAUAAUUCUGUAGAGUAUGUUGUUCAGAUUCUUUGAGUGCAGAAGAUUUAUUCGGUUCUUAUGCACCAAAGAUAGAAAAUAAUAAAGUUUCAUUUGUUUUUUAAGAGGGUUAUUUGGCAUAAGCAUUAGUAUAAAAUAGCCUAAUUUUAUUUGAUGAAAUUAAUUUAGCAUCUCCUGAAAUUUUAAGCACACUUCAAGCUCUAUUUAACACAGAUGAAAAAGAAAUUACUAUAAAAGAUAGCAAAUACAAUAAAGAAAAAUGCCUAUUUUUAUGUUCGAUGAAUCCUUCUACAUAUCAAGGGAGAUAAGAAUUACCUUAAUGUAUAUCAAAUCUAUUAUGUGAAGUGUAUAUUGAAGCAUUUGAUACUGAUUAGGUAAUAGGUAUAUUUUAAUAGAGAUAUUAAAAUGAAAUAAUAUAAUUAAAAAAUUCUGGAAUUAAUUUUAAAAUUAUUUUAGAUUUGCAUAAAGAACUUGCUAUAUUAGCUUAAUAAUAAUACAAAUCUAAUUAUGAUUUUAAUAUUAGAUUUUUGGAAAAUCUACUGUAACUUUUCAAUUAACAAUUUUUAUUUUAAAGAUCAAAAUUAUAUAAUAAUAAGUAUGAAUUAGAAUUAAUAAUUGUCUGUUUAGAUAUUAUAUAUGUAUAACAUUUUUAUUAGACAGAAUUUUCUAAUUAAGUGCUAAAUAUCAUAUUAAAUAAAUUUGGUGUGAGUUAAGAGGAAUGGAAUAAACGAAAAGUAUUUUUAGAGCAAAGCGGCAAUAUAGUUAGAAUAAGUAGGUAAAUAGGAAAAUAAUUUAAAUCUAUAUUCAAUUGGGUUAUAUCUAAUUAGAUCAUACCUUAACUUUCCAAUAAUUCUUUAGUUAUAAAUUUAUAAAAUUCUAACAUUUUUGAGAAGCUAUUGAUAGCAAUAAAUUCUAAAAAAAUAAUUUUAUGUUAAGGGGAUGUCUCAUCAGGUAAAACCUCAUGUAUUAUUAAAAUGGCAAAUCUUUUAAAUUAAAGAUUCAUUUUACUUCAAAUACAUAGCGAUUUAGAAACAGAUGAUUUGCUUGGUAGUUAUGCCUUAGUCAACACUAAUUAUGAUUAAAUUUAAAAAUAAUUAGAGAGGAUAUCAAUAAAAUCAAAAUUUGGAAAUUUAAAUGUUGGAUAAUAACAAAAGUAGAUGAAUAUGAAAUAUGUGGAGGGAGUCUUAAAAAUUUGUUGUAAAUUUGGAUAUUGGUUGAUUCUGGAUAAUAUUAAUUUAGCAAGAGCUGAGAUAGUAGAAAGAUUAAAUUCUUUAGGAGAAGAUUAACCUUGUUUAUAUAAUAAUGAAUUUGGUGAUUCUAAUACUUGUAUAAUUCCUCAUAAUAAUUUUCGUUUAAUAUGUUUAUAAAAUCCCACAAGAGUUGAUUAAAAUUAAUUGUCUCCUGCAUUUUAUAAUAGGUGUAUUAAAAUUAAUUUUGAAAUUGAUCUUAAAAAGAAUUUUAUUGAUAUUAUUGAGAUUUUAACAAUAAGAGGAUUUGGGUAAUAAUUCAUUUAAUAAGAUACUGUUGUUUUGGCAAAUAAUUUAUUGAAGUAAGUCAUUUUUAUAAAAGAACAUACAAAUGCUUUAAUUAAUUUAAGAAAUAUUAUAAAAGCAUUCAAAAUGAUUUAAUAAAAUGGAUUUUAAUUUUAUGAUUAAAUAAUGGAAAUUGUUUUUGGACCAGCAUUUAAUGAAUCCAAAAAAAAUCCAUAUUUUCCUAUUUUUGAUUUAAAAUCUCUUAAUGUUGCUGAUUCUAUUAUGGAAAAAUAUACUGAUUUAAUUUUAAAUAAAUUAGUCUCAAAUUCUGUAAAAAGGAUUGUUGAUUAACCCAAUAAAUUGAUAGAUUUAUAAAAUAUUAGUUAAUUUUUAAAAAUACACUUGAGUGAAUAAGAAAUUUAAAAUUAUUAAAGAUUUAUUCAAGGGAUAGGUUAAUAAAUUUAGAUAGUAAAUAUGUAGGAGGAGGAUUAAUAUGACUUAGGAUGUUAUAAAAUUCGAGUUAAAGGAGAAUUAAUUAUUUAAUUAUACUAACAAACUAUGACAAUUUAACCACUAUUUCUGUCAAUAUAUAUUAAUAACAAAGAAUUGUAAAACUUGUUAUUAAAAUCUAAAUGCAUAUUUUAGGAUUAAAAUAUUUUAGCUGAGGCAAAGUUAAAUUCUGAAGGUAAAUUGUAAGUUUAAUUAUAAUAAUCUAAAGAUUUCAUUUUAGUUCCUAUGAUUAAAUCUCUUAUUGGACCAUCUUAUGAAUAGUUUUUUAAGACUUUUUAAAAUAUGCUCUCAAAAUCUGACAUUGAAUGCUCAAUUUAUUUAGAUCAACAAGUGGAAAUUUUCUUUAAUUUUAAUUUGAGUAAAUAUACAUUAUCCUUUAUCCCUAAUCUUAAAUUAAAGAAUAUAUCUGGAUAAAUCGCUUUAAAUAAAGAUAAUAUUUAUAUUACUUAAUUUUCAAUAAAUUUUGAUUUAUAACUUGAAUUAAAUAAAUAUUUUAUUAAAAAAGGGCAUUUUAGUAGGGUAGAUAAUUUAAAUUCUCUUAGGGGAAUUAUAAAAAUCCCAAAAGAAGAUUAAAUUUAUAUUUUUUAAGAUUAAAAUUGUUUCCAUUUAUUUUCAAAUAUUGAUAUCAUUUAAUCUCAUAAUUUUGCCUCAUUUUUAGAUCUCAAAGAGAGUAGAAUAGAAAUAAAUUUGGAAUGUGAGAAUCCUAUUUAAAUCUAUAAGUUACCAUUUUCCAUAAGAAUAAAUAGAAUUUUAGCAAAUAUUUUAUUAUAAUAAAAAAUUACCUUAAAUGGAAGUAUUCAAUGUUCUUUUCAUAUAUUAUAAAAUAAUAUUUGUAAUUUAACAGCAUUAAUUGAUAAAACUCAUUUAAAAUUACAAUUAUCUAAUGAAUAACACUAAAAUAAUUGUUAAAAUUUCAUUAAAUAAAUAUUUUUGAAAUAUUAUGAUCAUAAUAAUUUCUUAAUUUAGCAAUUUGUGGAGAGCAGAAAGGCAACUGUAAAGAAAUUAGACUUAAUAACUAAUGCUUUAUAUUGGCAUUUUGAAUUAAUUUUUGAAUUAAAUUGGAAUAUAAAUAUUUUUAAGAAUGCUCAUAUAGAAAUUGAAAAUAUGAACAUACUUUGUCAUAUUGAUUCUUAAACAACUAUAUAUACUAUGAGUUGCACCAUUGAAAUCCUUAAAUUUAUUUUUGAAAUUGAGAUUGUUUUUGACUUUGAAUCUUUCUUUUCUUAAGAAAAGAAUAGAUGUCUUGCGAUGAUUUUCAAAAGAGGAAAAAAUUCACCUAUGUUCAAAGAGAUUAUCAAUGCUUUUUCAAGUGAUUUGAAAAAUUAAUUAUAAAUAAUAUCUGGAUUUAAUUAGUUAAAAACUAUAUAAUUUUAGAGGAAUGAAGGUUCUUAAUAAUUAUUCGAUUUUGAUAAUUUUAAAAAAUAAGGAGAGUAACUUAAUUAAUAAUUUGAAGAUGAAGUUCAUCAGAUCAAAAAAUUUGGCUGUAAUGAAUAUAAAUUAAGAUUUGAAAACUUCUAAUCCGAUUUAAAGUAAAAAAUUGAUUAAGAAUUGAAAUUAAAUUAGCAAUAAAAUAUGUAAGAAGCUAUAAUUUAGAAAUUAACAUGUUCUCAGGAAUCUUAUAUAAUAUGGAGUGAUUAAGUUGAGUUGAAAUUUAAUGUUGAUCUAUUAAAUCCAUGGAUUGUAUCCAAAAUCUUAACGCUUUGUUAAUGUAAUUUAAAUGUAGAAGGAAAAAAUUAAAUAUUUGAACUUAAAUUAAAUGGUUUAAUAAAAUUUAUGAAUAUGACGCUAAAUAGAUUUUAGUUGUAGCUAACACCAAAUAGACCAUUAGAUUUAAAAAUUGAAAAUGAACCUUUAAUAAUGUAGAUCCAUCCUAUUAGUUUUGGUUUUGGCUUAUUUGGAUAAUAGUUUGAAGAUAUAGGGUUAUUACCUAAAUUAGAUUAAAUUAUUAGAUUUAAUUACAAUAUUAUAUCUCAACAGUUUUAUGGAGAGUUUAAAGUUGUCAAAGAAAAUAUUAAACAGCAUUUUGUUGAUUUAUCAUUAGAAAAUAUUUAAUUACAAUUUAGUUCAUCUGAUAAUUUAAAGAAUGUCUAAGCAAUCUUGGAAAUGAAAGCCAUUUUUUUUAAGUAAGAAAUCAAUUUUUAUUUAUAAUUUUUAUCCAACACAUUUAAUGAAUCUAAAAAUUCAAGUUUGUAAUUAAAAUUUAAUUGCCAUACAAUAAAGAAUUUUUGUUUGAAUGAAUUCUUAAAAAAUAGUGUUGGAAUAACUUUGACUUAAAAAAAAGUAGAGUUUAAUAUUGAAAAUUUUGAGUUCUUAUUAAUACUAUAGAAGACUCCAUAGUGGCACCACUCGAUAUUAUUAUAAAUAAAAAACAGUUAAUGUACAAUGCUAUAAAAUUAUAUAACAUUAAAAAAUUUGAAUGGAUAGUUAGUUUGCAAACAGUAAAGUUGGAUGGACAGUUGUAUAUCAGGAAUAUGUUUACUUAAAGAUUACAAUAUAGGUUCUUUUAAUCUGGUUUUUAAUAAAGAAGUAAACGGACUUGAAGCUAAAUUUUAAUUAAAUCCUAAAUUUUAGAUAAAAGAUUUUUUAUCCACUGUUUUUAAUUAAUAAAUGAAUUUUAUUUGUUUUUAAAAUGUAAGACUUGAUGAAAUUAAAGUUUUUUUAGGUCUUUAUAAUAAUAAAACUAUAUUUGAGCUAAAAUAUGAAGUCAAAAUGUUUUCAUGGAAUUGUAUUUAGGCUAUAAAAUUGAAAAAUAUUUUCUUCAUAUUUUCCUUAAGUGAAGAAAAUCAAAUAGAGAAGAAAUCAAAUUUAUAAUUUGAAUUAGAAAUUUUUAACAAUAUUAAGUUGA
Paramecium pentaurelia is the source of this 9982-nucleotide messenger RNA. NCBI's taxonomy places the organism in Eukaryota, Ciliophora, Oligohymenophorea, Peniculida, Parameciidae. The record is from the annotation of a GenBank genome assembly.